GUCAUCAGUGGUGGCCGCGGGCGGGGAGACUGCUGAAGAUGGCUCAGCUCAGCUCAGUCCUGGCAGCGGCUGCGGCUGCUCUUGCUGCCAUGAUCUUCUCCUCGGUGCACAAGGUGGAAGAGGGUCACAUCGCCGUGUAUUACAGGGGCGGAGCGUUGUUAAAGGCGACAAGCGGUCCAGGGUUCCAUCUGAUGCUUCCAUUUAUUACCACCUUUAAGGCAGUGCAGACCACUCUGCAGACCGAUGAAGUGAAAAAUGUUCCCUGUGGUACAAGUGGUGGUGUAAUAAUCUAUUUUGAUCGGAUUGAAGUGGUGAAUUUCCUCAUACCAAGUGCAGUGUACGACAUAGUGAGAAAUUACACAGCAGACUAUGACAAGACUCUGAUCUUCAACAAGAUCCACCACGAGCUGAAUCAGUUCUGUAGCAUUCACACGCUGCAAGAGGUCUACAUCGAGUUAUUUGAUCGGAUUGAUGAAGACCUGAAGUUGGCAUUGCAGCAGGACCUGACCAGUAUGGCUCCUGGACUCAUCAUUCACGCAGUACGAGUGACCAAGCCAAACAUUCCAGAAACCAUCCGGAGAAAUUAUGAACUGAUGGAGAGUGAAAAGACCAAGCUCCUGAUUGCAGCUCAGAAACAGAAGGUGGUGGAGAAGGAAGCAGAGACCGAACGGAAGAAAGCUCUCAUUGAGGCCGAGAAGAUCGCACAAGUGGCUGAAAUCAAGUUUGCUCAAAUGAUCAUGGAAAAGGAAACUGAGAAACGGAUUUCGGAGAUUGAAGAUGGAGCCUUCCUCGCACGGGAAAAAGCUCGAGCUGACGCGGACUUUUACACAGCCAAACGAGUGGCUGAGGCAAACCGGCUGAAGCUGAGUCCUGAGUACCUCCAGCUGCUGCGGUAUCGUGCAAUCGCCUCCAACAGCAAGAUUUACUUCGGGAGGGACAUCCCCAAGAUGUUCUUGGACCUGAGCGCCUUUGCUCCAAACUCUGCGGGUAAAUCAUCGGAUGAAGCAAGCUCCUCUCCUGAGCUCAACGACAAGCUGAAGGAAUUUGAGGACAAUCUGUAAUGAUGUGGAUGGACCGGUGGGUGCAGUUCAGCCACUGUAAAACCAGCAGAAAAUGCACUGAAUCACUUAAGCUCAUUUUGCACCCCCCCCCCCGCCCCACCCCCGGAGUGAUGUCUCCUUAACUGUAAUUACGUUGUCGCCUCUGUACCAGUGGGUAUGUUACAGAUGCCUGUGAAAACUCAAGGCUCUGAGGACACAGUCUUGCAGCCAGCACAGUAUAACUGCGGACUAACUCUGCACUGGACCUGUGUCAUAGUUAUCUGCUGCCUUGGAAUCAGUGAACAGCUAGGUGCAUGAGGGUGAGAACUGGCCGGCAUUACACUGGGUACUGGCACUCGCCUUUUCAUGCCUGUUCACUCAGUGAUAGCCUUUCUGCUGCCCUGCUGAAAUCUGACACAAAGGCCCAAAUUAAAUUUUAUUAUCAAAGUACGUACAUGUCACCAUAUACAACACUAAAAUUCAUUUUCUUGAGGGUGUACUCAAUAAAUCUAUAGAAUAAUAACUAUGACAGAAUCAAUAAAAUACUGCCUAACUAGUACAGAAGAUAGAGAACAGAGUGCCGUACCUGCCUGGUCAAUUGAGUCCUUCAGGUGGUCAUGAGAUCUGUAGUUUAUAAAAUUGAUUUAAAAGUACAUUGUUUAAAGGGAAGUUGCAUACUGCAGAUUGCAAUGGGAAUAAUUCAAAAGGAUAUUUAGAACUGUUGUCUGCAGCCCUCAGAACGUCACUGACAAUCACUGGUGCCAUCUUGCUCACAUGUUUAGGUGAUGUGGAUAUUCGGCCUUCCGGAGGCUUUGAUGAACUAAUCGAAGUUGGUUCAUUGCAUGCAUCAGUAGGUGUUGGAUAACUGAAUGUUUCCUGAACAGUCAUCGACUGAUGUAAAAUCCCAUGGUUGGGUUCGAGCUUUUCUAUUUCAUUCUCUCCUCUUGAUGCUUCUCGGCAGGAGAUGUCUUGUCUCAGUCUGGAAAGGUCCAACAUACUGGGGAGACCUUUGGUUAACUCCACUCAUGCAGCCAGCAUCCCUCACUCCCUAACUAUAGGUUCCUCCUCUCAAAAAGCGAGUCUGAAUCCCGAGAAACCAUGAAGUGAACAAACGUUAAAUACAAAUAAAAUUAGAUUCCAGUAAUCCACAGCACAUGUGCUGUGUGGCAUGUUGAUGCACAUGCCGGCUUGCUGUAGUAGUGAGAAUGUUUUAAACCAGCACGCUCAGUUAGGCAGGCAGCUCUCGGUUAUGUACGAGAAGUACCCUUACACCUGCUGUGAGCUCAAACCGGGGGAAAUAGCAGACAGUCCAGGUCAGAUUUGACUUGGAUUCAUCUGUUUAUCACAUGUACAUCAAAGUGUGCAAUGAAAUGCGUCAACACAAACUGUUUCUGUGGCUGGCCAGUGGUGUAAAGCUGUCGGCACCAGACUCUGAGGUGAGUGAUCCCGGGUUCGAACCAGCCGGCUCCUUGCGUGCUUUCCGUCUCUGCUGGGUUGACCAUCGAGCUAGCAACUUGGCCUCGUAAAAAACAGACAUGCUAAAUAAACGGCAGGGUUGCUGCCCAAUGUGUGUUGGGGGUGGGGGGGGAGACCUGUAGGUGUGCCGGAGGCACAAGUGUCAGCACACUUGUGGGUGUACCUACACCUCAGGGACUGCAGCGGUUCAAGAAGGCCUUCUCAAGGGCAACUAGGGAUGGGCAAUAAAUGCUAGCUUAGCUGCCGAUGCCCACAUCCCAUAAAUGAAUAAAUAAAACAAUGCAUUCUGGUGCCAACACUGCAUGCCCACAAUGUUCAGCAGAACACACCAACAGCAAAACGCGCCCCCUUCCUCUCUCCCUCCCCUCCACUCAUGUACACGGGCCUGUUCUGGGCCUCUAAACUCCAAUGGACUUAUGGACAUCGCGCCUCCAACUUCCCCAGUGGACUUGCAGGCCCAAGACCUUGAAUGUACCAAUGCAUAUUUUUUGUACUUCUAACUCAGUUUGCUGACAUGCUCUCUCUGCAUCUUCUGCAUUCACAUUCCUGCUGCCUUCUCUUUGGCAGGUCUGCUUCGAUCAGGAGUGGUCAGAUUGUGAGGCAGCAACUGGCGUACAUAACUUAGGUUCUCUGUAAUGUUCCAUAUCAUGAUUCUGUAAUUGCUAUUGCGUGGACUUGGUCUCUCCCCUUGAGACUGCUGAGGUUGCUGACCAUGUAAUUUUUCUUUGCCAUGCGCUGCAGAUUCUCUCAUUACCUAAAGUGGUUUAAUGUCAGUGACAGAUUUGAACGGGCUCCUCCUGCCCAACCCCCAAGCUGCAGUGCGCUCCAGACAAACGUGGGGAAGGAUCUCUGGCGGGUCUCGUAGCUGCACUGACUCCUGGCCCCCAUCCGUAACUGAGAAUGUGAGGCACAGCCAAGUUAUCAGCAGCAUGUGGAUUUGUAUCCUGUGCACGCCACAAGCCUGUGUUUCUAACACCGUCCCAGCAGGACCAGGCCUUGUGCACCCACACUUGCUGCCUGUUGUUCCUGCUUUGUCCUGCAGUGCUGAACGAUCUGCGUGGUCAGCUAGAUGGGGACUUCCCUUUUCAGUCACAUCAGUAAGAGAUCAGAUUCCUGCUGUGAGCCUGUAGCUCACGUCAGUGAAAGGACCAGGUGACAGUUCUCUCCCAGAAAGUCAGUGUCCUCCCUGGUUUGCAGUCCAGCUCUGAUCCUCUUUCUCUCCCCCCCCCCCCAACCCCCAAGUCUCACUCUGCUCCUCUCCCCCCCAACCCCGAGUCUCACUCUGCUCCUCUCCCCCCCCACCCCGAGUCUCAGUCUGAUCCUCCCCCCACCCCCGAGUCUCAGUCUGAUCCUCCCCCCACCCCGAGUCUCAGUCUGAUCCUCCCCCCACCCCCCGAGUCUCAGUCUGAUCCUCCCCCCACCCCCGAGUCUCAGUCUGAUCCUCCCCCCAACCCCCGAGUCUCAGUCUGAUCCUCCCCCCCACCCCCCGA
This is a messenger RNA of Mobula hypostoma (lesser devil ray), 4006 nucleotides long. RefSeq names its product erlin-2-B-like. The record is from RefSeq and is a predicted model, not a curated record. Gene Ontology annotation, molecular function: cholesterol binding; ubiquitin protein ligase binding. Gene Ontology annotation, cellular component: endoplasmic reticulum; endoplasmic reticulum membrane. The transcript is spliced from 12 exons. Gene Ontology annotation, biological process: SREBP signaling pathway. Bases 39 to 1061 code for a protein of 340 amino acids. NCBI's taxonomy places the organism in Eukaryota, Metazoa, Chordata, Chondrichthyes, Myliobatiformes, Myliobatidae.